Molecule: messenger RNA, 3332 nt
Organism: Pararge aegeria (speckled wood butterfly)
Lineage: Eukaryota; Metazoa; Arthropoda; Insecta; Lepidoptera; Nymphalidae
Gene: Art3
Product: protein arginine N-methyltransferase 1-like
Exons: 1
Coding region: 106-1665 (519 amino acids)
Biological process (GO): peptidyl-arginine methylation
Cellular component (GO): nucleus
Molecular function (GO): protein-arginine N-methyltransferase activity
Source: RefSeq, a predicted model, not a curated record
AUUAUUUACCUACCAAUUACCACAUGGGUUUUGAAGGUUUAAGAAUUCUAAGUUAAAAUCGCUAUAUUAUAUCAAAUUAAAAUUCAUUAAAGUGUUUAAUACAAAAUGUCUGACGUACCGGAUCUUAGCUCGGACGACGAGCAUUACCAAGAGGACGAAUGGCAAGAAAUGGAGGCUACCGAAACACCAGUUACGUGCUUAUUUUGCUCAAAUAUAUUUCCGAAUGUCGAUGAAACUGUCGUUCACUGUGAGAAAGUACACGGAUUUGACUUGAGUACUCUGAAAAUCAAGUUUAAUAUGGACUGCUAUUCAUACAUCAAGUUAAUAAAUUAUAUUAAAACUCAUAAAUCAAACGCUGAGGAUAUAAUGCGUGCUGACAAGUCGCUUUGGGACGAUGAAAAGUACUUACAGCCCGUAGGAAAUGAUGAGUGGUUAAUGUUUGACUUCGAUUCUAUAACAGAAAAGUCGCACUCUCCGAAAACGUAUCACGCGAAUGUAGAAAAUGGUGUAGUUACUUUAUCUCAAGCCCAUUUCCUUGAACUGCAAAGGACUAUACAGUCGUUGACUGAACAGUUUAAAGAAAGUCAGACUCACCUCCAGAUGGCUAAGGAGGAUAUGAGUACAAUGCAGGUAUCGAUGCAAUCUAUUGUAGAUGGAGGUUCUGUGAAUAAUAUAGGCGAUAGUACAUUAAUAGUCGACUGUGUCUCCAAAGUUCCUUUAGAAUGCGAUGAAGGAUAUUUCAACAGUUAUGCACAUUUUGGUAUUCACUAUGACAUGUUAUCAGAUAAGGUUCGUACACAAAGCUAUAAGGAUGCUAUUUUAAAGAAUACAAACAGUAUAAAAGACAAAGUGGUCCUUGAUUUAGGGUGUGGAACAGGAAUACUGUCCAUGUUUUCAGCUACAGCAGGAGCUAAAAAAGUGUAUGCCUUAGAUCAAUCUGAUGUAAUAUACCAUGCUAUGGAUAUAAUAAGGGAAAAUAAACUAGAAAAUGUUAUUAAAACAGUAAAGGGCAGGCUUGAAAAUACAAAAUUGGAUAGUAAAGUUGAUAUUAUUGUAUCAGAAUGGAUGGGAUACUUUUUACUCUUUGAAGGGAUGUUGGACAGUGUCAUAUAUGCUAGAGAUAAUUGCUUAAAUCCUGGAGGAAUAUUGUUACCAAAUAGAUGUAACAUAAGUCUUGUAGCAAAUGGAGAUACUGACAUGCACAAAAAGUUAAUAGAGUUCUGGUCAGAUGUGUAUGGAUAUAAAAUGAACUGUAUGAAAUCAGAGGUGGUAAGAGAAGCAAGUGUAGAUAUUGUGUCAUCUAACCACAUAAUAUCUGAACCAUGUAUUGUUAAAGAUAUUGACUUGUAUACUUGUAGUACUGACAUAGUAAAUUUUACCUCUGAAUUUAAACUACCAAUAAUUUCAGACGGAUUUGUGACAUCCCUUGUUGGUUAUUUUGAUACAUUCUUUGAGUUACCACAAACUGUUUCCUUCUCGACAGGCCCACACGAAACUCCAACACAUUGGAAACAAACAUUAUUCUUUUUCAGAGAUUGUAAAGAGGUCAAAAAAGGGGAUGUCAUUGAAGGCACAAUCACUUGCAGUCGUCUAAAAACAGAUGUCAGAGGACUCUCUGUAUUAAUAAAUAUUUUUGGAAAGAGCCAUAAGUUUAUACUUAGUUAAAUAUGUCAACUAAAAUUAGUUUUUUAGACUGAACAAGAGUGUUUAGUUAAGUUCGAAAGAGUUCUGUUAAAGCUUAUACUGUGUGAAGGUCAUUACUAAAAUUUGUGUAUGAAAAUGUGAUAUAGUCUAAAAAAUGCAUGCUGCACAUGUCUCAAUCAGACCUAUAGAAUAAGCAAUAGAUGUGCAGACAACAAAAUAAAUGAUGUACCUUAGAUCUUUAUUAUGAAAUGUAUAAUAUAAUUCUCCACAGAUUUGGUUUCAAGCUCUAUAUAAUAUCUCUUAGUCUUAACAGCCUUCGUAUUUGCCUUAUAUUUUUUUUAAAUAACAAUGUGUUAUAAUAACUCUGCUUAUAACACAUUGUUAAAUAAUGCAGGAUACUUGUGUACUGAAUAAUAAUGGAAUAUCUGUUUAAUCUUGACUAUUAUUAAUUAUAUAUAAUUGUUGAGCAGAAAAAAAAUGUGUCACUAGUUAAUAAAAGUUAAUUGAAUACUGUUAUUAGUAAACCAAAAAGGCUUAUGGCCUAGCUCUCUCAUAAUUCUUUCAUAUAAAGCCAAAACAGCCAACUUAGCUUAACCUACAAUUACAGGAGGUGUUUUAUAUAAAUAUUGUUUACACUUCAAUGUGCUGUUUAAUUGAAGUAUUAACAUCAAAAACAAAGUAUUAACAUUGUCUUUAAAAAUAUUUAAAAUGAAGAACUUGUUCUGUGUAAGUUACAUUAAGAAGGUGGUAAUGGCUUGAUCUAAGUAUAACAAUUUUAUAAUAUCUUGCCUUGUUGGUCUAGUGGUUAGCAUGUUCAAUCAUGGGGAUCAGGGUUCAAUUCUUGGAGUUGACAACAUGUAUUGAAUUUUUUAGAGAGCAUGUUAUGCCAUCUGUCCCAAGAUGUGAUAAUUAUGUUUAAACCAGAUUGAAUUGAAAAGCUGCAGGUGUAGCAGGAGACAGCCAUUGUUGAUUUGAGAUCCUUGCUCUGUGCCGAAGAUGAUUAUGUACACAAGAUAAAUAUUUAGUUAAAAAUGUUCUACCAAUUUACUAUUAUAGAAAGUUUAACUUUCAUUACAUAUAGCUUGUAAUAUUUUGUGAUAUAAGUAUAAUAUUUAAAAUUGCCAUUUCUCCUAGCAAAGCAGUGUUGUUUAUUUUAAUGUAUGAUACUUUUUAUAAAACCUUUAUCUUUUUAAAACUUUUUAUAAUCUUUAUUAAAAUGUAUGUAUGUAUUUUUUAAUAAUGUAUUUUUGCUGGAGUAUGGUAACCAUGCCCUAUUAGUAACUUAAAAAAUAGUACCUACAUAUUGAAAAAGGCAUAUUUUGUUGAAAAUGCCAAAUUAGUAUUGGUAAAUUACUAUGUAUGUUACCAGCUUUUUUAAUACAUGCUGUUGUUUUGGUUCAGUGUGCUUAAAACCCGUAAGUUUUUAGGGUUAACUAUUAAUCAACGUGAUGGUUUCUUAAAAUAAUCAUACUUUUGGCAUUAAUUUUUAAGAAAAAUAAUGUUACGGUUUCAAUUCAUUUACUUUUUCUUUAAAAAAUCGUAGUUCGGUUCUAUAGUUAUUUUGUAAACAAAUGUUUCGAACAAAUGUUUCUAUCUCUAAUUGUAGCACCCGAAAUAAAAUCUAGUACUCGGAAUACUGAAUGUAUGAUAUAAUAUUUCAACUGUUGAAAUAAAUAUUUUUAAUGAUU